Molecule: messenger RNA, 1257 nt
Organism: Penicillium riverlandense
Lineage: Eukaryota; Fungi; Ascomycota; Eurotiomycetes; Eurotiales; Aspergillaceae
Product: putative MFS transporter
Exons: 4
Coding region: 1-1257 (418 amino acids)
Biological process (GO): transmembrane transport
Molecular function (GO): transmembrane transporter activity
Source: RefSeq, a predicted model, not a curated record
AUGGGACUGGCGAAUCUAUUCUGGAUGCCACUUGCUUUGACAUUUGGAAAGCGCCCGAUUGUCCUAAUAUCUAUGACUAUGUUCUUGGGCGGCACCAUCUGGAGCGCAGUCGCCAAGGACUACAAUAGCCUGCUUGGCUCUCGAGUAUUCGCUAGUUUUGGAUAUGGUUCAAUCGAGUCUCUAGGACCGAGUAUCCUUGCAGACAUGUUCUAUGAACGAAACUACUCCAGUGCCAUGGCGGUUUAUGCCGCUGCCCUCUCUGGAGGUUCGCAGAUUGGCCCACUUAUUGCGGGCUACCUUAUCCAGGCUAAGGGAUGGCGUUGGUUCUUCAUUCUCUGCGCUAUCAUCGCCGCAUUCAACCUCGUGACGACUAUCUUCCUCCUCCCAGAGACAUUGUAUGAGCCUGAUCAGGAGCUGCAAACUGCCGAUGAUUUUGAGAAAGACGAAAAUGAUCAUAUCGAGGCGGCACGGACCUCAUCCCACGCCGGACAACGCACCAAAAUGGACUACAAAGAACACUGGGCUGGUCUUUUUACCAUUGGGAUUUCCAAGGAGGCACGGCAGCGGGGUGUGCUUAAGCACAUUCUAUACCAAUUUGUGCUACCAUUUCCUCUCAUGCUAAUCCCUGGUGUUCUUAUUGCGUCUCUCAUGUAUGGCGUUGUGCUAGGAGGGGUUGUUAUUAUGUCUACUCUUGCUCCCCAGAUCUUCUCCCCACCGCCCUACCUCUUUUCCUCUGCCGACCUGGGCCUUUUCACAAUGAGCAGCUUCGUCGGUAUUGUGAUUGCCUGGCCCAUCGCCGGUCCCUUGACCGAUAUUCUUUCCCGCUGGAUGCGCAAGCGUAACGGCAACGUCCACAAGCCCGAACACCGUCUACCAGCGCUUCUUUUCCCGUUUGUGGUCUGCCCCAUCGGCCUUGUAGUCUUCGGAUAUACCGUCGCCCAGAGACAGAGCUAUGUUCGCCCGGCGGUUGGCCAAGCAAUCGCCGCUGCAUCUUUGACACUCGUCCCUUCAGUGAUGCUCUCAUACGUGGUAGAUUCAUAUCCACGAGUUAGUGGCGAGGCUCUGGUGCUGGUGAAUGCAUCAAAAAAUGUCGUCGCCUUUGGCUUAUCAAAGGGUGCAUACUCGUGGAUGGCCAAAGAAGGAAUUGAGAAGAUGUUCUACGAAAUGGCGGGCAUUCAGUGGGCGAUUAUCUUUUUGGCUCUUCCUCUUUAUAUUUUUGGGCCGUGGAUUCGAGCACGGACAGACAAAUUGUUCUGA